Molecule: messenger RNA, 5961 nt
Organism: Culicoides brevitarsis
Lineage: Eukaryota; Metazoa; Arthropoda; Insecta; Diptera; Ceratopogonidae
Gene: shg
Product: DE-cadherin
Exons: 4
Coding region: 364-4926 (1520 amino acids)
Biological process (GO): cell-cell adhesion mediated by cadherin; adherens junction organization; homophilic cell-cell adhesion
Cellular component (GO): catenin complex; plasma membrane; adherens junction
Molecular function (GO): calcium ion binding; cadherin binding
Source: RefSeq, a predicted model, not a curated record
GUGCGCGUCAUCAAAUUUAGUCUCGUCCUAUAUUUUUUGUGAAAAUGAGAGAAAAUUCGCGUGAAAAUUAGUUAAAAAUUAGCCAUAAAUAACGAAAAACCAAAAUAAAUGAGGUGAAUGUUCAUAGUACGCCGGAAAACAGGACUACGAAGUGCACAAAAAUCACGCUCGUCGACCAUUUUGUUUGACGCAAAAUUCUUCAGGAAUUCCAGGUGAAAACCUGAGUUACCUGUAAAUUAUCAAAAAAAUAAAAUUAAAUUAAAUAAAAAAGGUGAAUCAUAAAAAAUAAAGAGAAAAAAUAUCAAAAACAUGUGAAAAAUAUUAUUAAAAUAUAAAAAAAAAAUAAUAAAUUAAAACAAAAAAAUGAAGUGCCUCAAAAAAUCAAAUAAACUGCCUAUUUUGCUGCUACUACUAACAAUAGCCGCUGCGUCCAGAACAAUAGUCAGUGCAAACAAUGACAGCAAAAAUGUAAAUCAAAAGAGUGAAAGUGGCAAUAAAUCCGCGAAUUCGCGAACCGUUCGACAGUCGAGCGUCAACGAUGCCUAUUUCGACGGUGGUCCCGUGACGCAAGAACUGCAGCACAGCAAUUUCUACAAUUACGACAUCAAUUAUCGCGAACAACAGCAACAACAACCCGAACUGCGGCAUCGCAUCGACAAUCACAAGCCCGCCUUCCGCGACUGCAAGUCAUACAAUCCGGUGGUGAAAGAGGAAUUGCCUGCCGGCGCGUAUGUCAUUCAAGUGCGUGCCGACGACAUUGACGAAAACGACGAAAUCGAGUACAAAUUCGUGUUGGCGCCCGCCGAAAGACCGCGUUUCCGUCUCGACUCCAAAACGGGCGUCAUCACGACGCAGCACAUCUUCGAUCGCGACGAACCGAUUCGCGAAAAGGAAAUUUACAUCACGGUCCGUGCCACAGACAACGGCUAUCCGAAGCUCGAUGACGUGUGCACGUUCAAGGUGACAAUCGAGGAUGUCAACGACAAUCCGCCGGUCUUCGACAAGGUCAAGUACGACGAACGCAUGAGCGAAGACACGAAAGUCAAUCAAAUUGUGACGCGUAUUACGGCCUCCGACUUGGAUGACGGCGACAACGGGUACAUGGAAUACGACAUCAUCAAGGAGAAGGACUACGAAUAUUUCCGCAUUGACAAGGAAACGGGAAAUUUGUUCCUUACGCGGCCCAUUGAUCGUCGCCCCGAAGAUUCUUACACGAUUACGGUGCGUGCCAGCAACGUCAAGAGCAUGGAACAGGAGCAAGAGACCCAAACCGAGGUCAAAAUUCGUGUUGUGGGCUCGAGUUUGCGUGCGCCGCAAAUUAUUCACACGUCGGGCGACACAAUUACGCUCAAAGAAAAUUUUGGCGAAUACCAAAAGAAACUUUUCUCACUUUCCGCCAUCUCGAAUGUCGAUGGAAAGCCCGAUGUUGUCUUCGAACUCCUGAAUGGUCGCACCGAACAAACCAACAGCAAGAAAACUUUCGUUGGGGACCAGCAAAAGAACGAUUUUAGCAUCAUGCUGGGCAAUCCGCUCGACUACGAAACGACCACAGACUACACCCUCACUGUCGUCGUUCGAAACGUUCAUUUGCUGUCGGCCGAAUACACGAUUCGCGUAAUUGUCGAAGACGUUAACGACAACAUUCCCUUCUUUACGGAAGUCAAUACGGGUACUGUGCUGGAAAAUGAGCCUGUUGGGACGCAAGUUAUGCAAGUCCGGGCUUUUGAUAUGGAUGGCACGUCAGCGAAUAAUAUUGUGUCGUUUGAACUCGUGGACAACAAGGAAUUCUUCGAAAUUGACGAGCAUACGGGAAAUAUUACGACGCUUAAGGAAUUCGAUCGGGAGGAACGGGAUACGUACAAUGUGAAGGUGCUGGCGAAAGAUAACUCGCCAUCGGCUUUGUAUAAAACGGGAAAACCGAAUCAGGGACAGCAAGUUUUCGCCAUUACGAUUGGGGAUAAAAAUGAUCAUAGUCCCAAAUUUAAACAUGAUGAAUAUAUUGCGAAUACGGUAUCUGAAGAUGCUAAUAAGCACACGACCGUUAUCGAAGUCAAAGCAAUCGACAUCGAUGUUGCGUCACAAAUUACAUACACAAUUACCACGGGGAAUAUCGACAAUGCCUUCAACAUCGACAACUCGGGAACGAUUCGUGUGAACAAGCAGCUGGAUUACGAAAAAAUCACCAACUACACGUUGCGAAUUCGUGCCUUUGACGGCAUCUACGACGACUUUGCCACAGUAACGAUCAAAAUUGCCAACGUUAACGACAAUGCACCGGAAUUCAGUCAGCAAACGUACAAUGCCGAAGCUGAAGAGGAAAGUAUCAAGCCUGGUUGCAUUGCCGUCAUGCAGGCCUACGAUCCCGAUAUCAAAGAUCGCAAUGCGCCGCAACACAUUAAAUAUUCCAUCACAAAGUUGGAGCAGCAGCAGUUGCUCGACAUCGAUAGUCGCGGUUGUUUGUCGAUGAAAGCGCCAUUGGAUCGCGAUCCGCCGCACGGCUUCAAAAAAUGGCAAAUUCUCGUCGAAGCCAUUGACGAAGACGGCAAUGGGUUACGAUCGUUGGCGGAAGUGAUCAUUACGCUGACGGAUAUUAACGACAACGCGCCGUUUUUGUCGAACAAAAUGCCCGUGGUGUGGUACGAGAAUCGCGAUCCCGGCAAAAUUGUCGAUUUAACGGCGGAAGAUUAUGACGAACCACGCAACGGCGCUCCUUUUCACUUCCAACUCGACCAACAUGCCGACGAGAAUAUCUUGAGUUCCUUCAAAAUCACCGGAAAUGAACUUCAUGCCACACGAAUGUUUGAUCGCGAAGAGCAAAAAGAGUAUUUUAUCCCGAUUUUAAUUGGCGACAACGGCAUGCCGCCACAACGUAACGUCUCCGUGUUCCAUUUGAUCAUCGGCGACGAGAACGACAAUGCCAUGCAAGAGGGUUCCAGCAAGAUUUUCGUCUAUAAUUUCAAGGGAGAGGCACCUGACACCGCCAUCGGGCGCAUUUAUGUCAACGAUCCCGACGACUGGGACUUGCCCGAUAAAUCUUUCAGUUGGCGCGAUGGUCGCGCUCAUGAUAAUUUCGAGUUAAAUACCGAUGACGGAACAAUAACGAUGCGUUAUGGCACGCGAGGCGGCGUUUAUGUCCUAGAUUUUGUCGCGUACGAGCAAUCCAAGAUAAUUCCGCCGCACCAAGUCGAUGCAACAGUCGAAGUAACAGUUCGGGAAAUCCCCGAAGAAGCUGUUCGCAAGAGCGGAUCGAUUCGUUUCCAAGGUAUGACGGCGGAGGAAUUCAUUAUGCCGCGUUUUGACAUGGGUCCUAGUCCAAAAGAGCGUUUAACGAAGACUUUGGCUGAAAUGUUCAACAUUAGCACAGAUAAUGUGGAUGUUUUUACGGUAUAUCAACCGGAAGCGAAGAACCCUAAAGUAAUAGACGUUCGUUUUUCGGCCCAUGGAAGCCCCUAUUACGAGGCUGAGAAGCUAAAUGGCAUGGUAGCACAACGCCAAGGCCAGUUAGAGGGAGAAUUGAACAUGAAAAUGCGCAUGGUGAAGAUCGACGAGUGUUUAAUUGAGAGAAAUGCCUGUCAAGGAGGGUCAUCUUGCACUAAUAUCUUGAAUUAUUCCGAACGAACGCUCGCUGUUUACACAAAUACGACAUCUUUCGUGGGUGUCGAAGCCUAUGAUCAAGCAAUUUGCGAGUGUCGGGUCGAACAAAUGGAAACGUCAUGCUUGAAUGGCGGAACUCCCUUCAAUAAUGGCUGCGAAUGCCCCGAUGGCUUUGAGGGCCCACACUGCGAACUCAUCUCGAUCGGCUUUUAUGGCAACGGAUAUGCCAUGUACCCCCCAAUUUCGGCCUGCAAUCUCACUGUCAUCAAUUUGGAAGUGUCUCCGGUGCGAAAAGAUGGCUUAGUGAUGUACAUCGGUCCAUUGAGCUACAACUCAAUAUUACCGGUACAAGAUUUCUUGGCUCUCGAACUCAAAGAUUACUUCCCGGUGUUGAUUGUGGACUACGGAACAGGCGCUGUACGCAUCGUACAUAACCAUAUUCAACUGAAACCCGGCAAACAUUACCAAGUUGAGAUCAAGUUGCAACGCACAGGUAUCGAAAUGAUCGUAGACAACUGUAAAUUAUCGACUUGCAUGAGUUUAGGAGCUCCCUUGGGACCAAAUGAGUUCCUUAAUGUCAAUGCCCCGCUCCAACUUGGCGGUUCUGCUGGAAAUAUGGAGUUACUUGGGCGUGCCUAUAAUUGGAGUCAUUAUCCGCAGAACACGGGAUUUACGGGUUGCAUCCGAAAUUUGACCGUUAACGAUAAAACUUAUAAUCUCGGGCAGCCAGCUUACGCGAAAAAUAUCGAUCCGGGAUGCACGCGUUCCAUGGCAGUCGCUUCCACGUUCGGUGUCGACCGAAAUUUCCUCAUUGCCAUUCUCGUGUGCAUCGCGUUGCUCAUUAUCCUGCUACUCGCGGUCGUUGUGCACAAACGCCAUAACGACGGUUGGAUGGACAGCAAGGAUAUCGACGAUAUUCGCGAAACGAUCAUAAAUUACGAAGAUGAGGGCGGCGGCGAACGUGAUACGGAUUACGACUUGAAUGUCCUUCGGGGUCCUCCGAUUUACGAAGACAAGCCAUAUAUGCAAGAUUAUCUGCAAAAGGAGGCACACGAAGUGCCCGAUAUCGGGGCAUUCCUCACCGACAAGAAAGAUGCCUGUGAUAAGGACCAAGACGCCUAUCCGAAUGACGAUGUGCGGUAUUACGCGUACGAAGGUGAUGGAAACAGCACGGGAUCGUUAUCAAGUCUCGCUUCGUGCACGGACGAGGGUGAUCUCAGUUUCAAUUAUUUGAGCAACUUUGGACCGCGUUUCCGCAAACUCGCCGAUAUGUAUGGCGAGGAACCGAGCGACGAGGAAUCCAAUGUCGACGACGACGGAUGGAGAAUCUAAAAACAAAAAAAAAGUGACGAUUUUCUCACCAAAGACUCCGCUUUUGUUUGGACUCCACUAAGUAAUCACGACACCACUCAAGGAACAACAAAAUAAAAAAAUACCGAAAAAAUAAAUCAGCAACACUCCAUCCAAGUAUUAAUAACAAAACACGACACGAAUCAUUCAUUCAUUCACUCAUCGGUGAGUCACCCAAAUAAAUAAUAAAUUUAAUUUUACAAACACGCCAAUCGACGACGAAAAGUAUAUCAAGUUGAAUCUUGACUCACAAAAAGAAAAAAAAAACAUGAAAUUGUGUUUAAAAAUUUAUUAUCUGCCUAUAAGUAGAAUUUAUAUAAAUAUGAAGAAUCAUAAAAAAAAGUUAGUUUAUAAGUUCAAUGAAAUAUAUAAGUAAAAAUUUAUUUAAAAGUAAACAAAAAAAAAAGAACAAACGUGAUCCUAGUUUUUAAGGAUACUAUUAAAAUAAAAAAUAAAAAUGUAUUUUAUAAUUUAAACAAAAAAAAAAUACUAAGAACGAUUUUAAUGCAUUUUUAAUAAAUAUUUAACUAGAACUAAAAACAAACUCUGAACAAAUGAAAAAAAAAAUAAUCUGACCGACAUUCCACAGAAAGUCAGUGACUUUUAUUAAUAAAUAUAAAUUGUAAUAACGCAUUUUUUACAGAAUUUAAUAAGAAAUAAUAUGAAAAAAAAAUGAAAUUGAUUAUAAAAAGUAAACGCAGGCAGCGAUAAGACUUCAAAGUGUUAGAAAACCGAUUAAUAAAAAAAAUAUUAAAAUGAUAAGGGAACAAGCUGCCUUUUUUUCUACUACAAAAAUGAAACAAAUACACUGAAAAUCAUUGCCUUGAACCCCGUUGCAACUUCCAGAGCUUAUUAAAAAAAUAAUAAAAAUUUUAAAAAAUAUUUUAAAUAGAAAAUUCAGCUCAAAAAACCAAAAAACGCAUUUAAAAAAAGUCACAAAGUUCAGCAAUCAACCACCAAUCAAUUUUAUUUUUUUUUAGAAUAACAUAAAUUUAGUUCCCAAUCACAUACCAAUCA